CCUGGAGUAGAAAACUACUGAACUUAUCUCAUAAACACAACAAAGCACCUGAAACAGAAGACUUAGAUCGUAAAGGAGGAACAUGUUACUAUAUGGAAAAAUCUAAGUCUCAAAGGUACAAAAGUGACGUUUUAAGAAUGAUUUCAGGUGAACCUCAUUAUGUCAGAAAACCAGAAGAAAACAAUGAGAGUGAAGCAUUUAGUUUGAUUACUAAACACUACAAACAUAGCAUUUACCCUUUGUUAUUUAGAAUGAAGUUUUUUUCAAAGCUUUUAUUAGCUGCUGCAAUGAUAAUACUGAUUAAAUUCCUGGUUUUCAGAGAAGACAAAAUACAGGUUCCUAAAGCCACAUACCCAUUUCAAAUGUGCAGUGACCAGUCACAAAAAGAAGCUCAUAGCUCAAAGACUGCUCCUGUCCCAGAUGCACUGAAUCGAAGAAUUGAUGAAAUAUACAACCAAAUUGACAAAAGCAUUCCCAAAAUAAAAUUAGAAAACUUUGAUGAAGCAACAAGUGCAGGAGAAAGCAAGGCUACUAUUGUUAAUCAGAAAGAUGGUUAUUGCCUUGGUGAGCAGCUCUUCGUAAGAGUACAGGCUUAUGAUUAUUUAGGGAACAUGAAGUCCUAUGGGGGAGACUAUUUAAGGGCAAGGAUAUUUUCACCUAAAACCAACAGUAGCGCAAGUGGAAAUAUCACAGACUAUAAUAAUGGAACCUAUUUAAUUGCAUUUACUCUAUUUUGGGAAGGUGAAGUUACUGCCACAGUUUUGUUAAUGCAUCCAAGUGAAGCAGUUUCUGCUUUGUGGCGAGCACGAAAUCAAGGAUUUGCCAACAUCUUGUACACUGGAAAUUUUACGAGUGCUACAAAAUAUGUAAAUAGGGAAUGUGGAUUCCAGCUUGAAACUCAAGAGGAUAUCUGCCAGUAUGCAGACAGAAGGGACCAGGAAGCAUUUUACUGCAUUAAGCCACCAGACUUUCCUUGUGAAGCAUUGACACAUAUGAACUCAGUAAACAGAGACCAUUCUUACCUUUCUGAAGUGGAGAAGCUUCUUCUUAACAGGUCAAACAUUGGUGUGGAAAUUUCUAAAGACUUUAAGACCAUCAGUGUUUCCAGCUGUGGAAAAACACUUAUUCCACCAACCAAAAGUUGUAACAGAGGAUUCUACUAUCCUAUUCCAAGUGGAUAUUUUUCUCAUAAUAUAUGGAAUCCUGUCCACUGCAAAAUGAAUUUAUUUAAUGAAAAUGAAAAGCUCAAGCGUUUCCUUAAGGGAAAAAAGGUUUUCCUUAUUGGGGACUCCACAGUACGGCAAUACAUAAGACAUUUUGCGGAAUCAAUGAAAUUUUUGGAUUAUUUCAAUCACACAGAAGAUGAGAUGCAGUCCUGGCAAAAGACACUUCUAGCAAUUAACCUAGAAAACUUUAUUUUUGUCCAGUGGAAAAAGCACACCUUUCCAUUUGUAAGCAAGACAUUCUACUCAAUAAAAGAAGAUGCUUACAUGGCUCGUCAGAUUGACCAAAUUGGAGGAGGAAUAAACACUAUAAUAAUUCUCACUAUGGGUCAGCAUUUCAGACCUUUCAACUUUCGCAUUUUUAUUAAAGCUGCUUUCAAUGUUCGCAGAGCAAUAGAACGAUUGUUUAUUAGAAGUCCACACACCAAGGUCAUUAUUAAAGAAGAGAAUGCCAGGGAUAUGGACAUUGAUAUGGAAAGGUUUAGUGACUUCCAUGGUCAUAUCCAAUAUCAUGUGCUCAGGGAAAUUUUUCACGGAUUAAAUGUUGGAUUUGUUGAUGCUUUAGACAUGACCAUAGCAUAUGCCUGCAAUGUUAUACAUCCACCGGUAGAAGUUCUUGAGAACAUUAUAAGCAUGUCUUUUACACAAGCUACAGAUUAGUGUUCAGAAUCAUAUUCUCAUCUAAAACUUAUUUUAGAAGUACAGGUAUCGGACCCCUUAUCUGGAAACCCAUUAUCCAGAAAGUUCCAAAUUACGGAGAGGCCAUCUCCCAUAGACACCAUUUUAAUCAAAUUAUUCACAUUUUUAAAAAUGGUUCCUUUUUCUCUGUAAUAAUAAAACAGUACCUUGUUCUUGAUCCCAACUAAGAUAUAAUUAAUUCUUAUUGGAGCCAAAACAACCCUAGUGGGUUUAAUUAUGGUUUAAAUAUUUUUUUUUUUAGCAAACUUAAGGUAGGAGAUCUGAAUUACGGACCCCUUAUCCAGAAAACCCCAGGUCCUGAGAAUUCUGGAUAAUGGGUCCCAUACCUGUACAUGCUGAUCUUAGAGUGCUUUAGUCAUAGUGUCAUUUAAAAUCAUCUGAAAUCUCAAAGCAUUUUCAGCAUGCAUGGAAACAAAUCAGUCAUUACAUUACAUAUAUAGAUUAUAUCAAAUAAAAAAUGCAUUGGCAGACACAAAAAUUCCUUGGCACACAUGGCUGCUCAAGGAUUGCCUGAGUAUUUAGUAGCUCUUGCUGAAGAAAAAUAGAUUGGGGACAAAUCUUGAAGCAGUACAUGUAAGUUUAUUGAGCUCUUAUAUAAGACAUUGGCAAGUUACAAUGGGAUAGUUAUAUAUCACUUCAGUUAGGCUUAAUUUAUAUAAUAAUCAUAUGUCAAGGUGACACAGUUUUAAUUCAUUGUACACUCAUAACAUAUGAGGAGUAAGGGCGAAGACACACAUGACAAUGCAAAAACACAGCAUGAUUAGUUGCAGCUUCUUUUGUAAUAUUCUAUGGUGCAAAAGUUGCCACUAUAAGUCGCCGAAGCUAACUUUUUUAAAAGUUGCCGUGAUUAAUCACCCGUAUGUCUUCGCCCUUAACUGUAAAAUAGGCUUAUACAACUAUCUUAUUAAAGUUAGCCUUGUAUGAAUACAUAGAAGACAACAGAUGAAGUGGUUGUUAGGUCUCAAAGAACAAAGAUGUAGAUUUCUAAGAUCUUGUGAUCUCCCCUGACACAUAGCUGAAUUUAUGAUAACAUCCAUUUGCUGUGUGUUUACCAAGCUGUUCCUUGAGCUGUACAUGGGUGAAAGGAAUAAAUGUAUAUUUAAAAGAAAAAAAAAACAAGACGGCUACCUAAAAGUGAAUAGAAUGGCACAGUUUAACAAAGUUCUUAUUAUAUAUUAUCACUCAGGGCAAUGGCAUUGCCCUGGACUAGUCUAUGAAAUGCAGCCCCCAUGGAUAUAUUUUAGCUUAUUUAUAUAUCCUUUAUUAAAGCUCCUAACUUAAUCACAUCAUGUUUACAAGCACAUACAGUGUAUAUUACAACUGUAAAUGAAGGGUUCUCACUUUUUUUGUUACUGGCCCCUUACCUCGUAAAUAUCUAGCAUACUGUGUAUUUGAAUACAUUUUUUGCAUAAAGUAUUGUUGAUGCUAUUAGAAUAAAAUAUAUUUAUUAAUACAUGUUUAGUUUUACUCCUUAAAAACAAUACAAUUUCAUAUGAAGGCAUGUUGUAAAAAUAAUUGUAUAUGAAAUGUAUUUAUGAAUUCAAGACCUAUAUUUUUAUUUUCAAUCAAUUGUUUUGAUAAUGGAUAGGCUGAAUAGUCACUUUUUAGUAUUCAUUUAAUAAAUAUCAGAAAUGUGAUGAGCACAUUUGUGAGGAAAAUGUAGUUGUUGCAGCAAAAAAAAAAAUGCUGUUGUGUCCAAAAAAAGUUGCAGUUGUGUCAAAUAAGUAAUGUUUCUGGGGAAAAAAAAAUUGCGGCUGUGUCAAAAAAUUUGCACGUGCAGUAGCCACAUUUCUCCAAUUUUUUAGCAGUUUUGCGAAUUCUUUAGCCAACUUAAAUGGGAGAGAUUCAAUCAUCACUAAUUAUGAAUGAUAUGGUAUAGUGUGAGAUAUAUAUCACUAUAUUAGCAUGCCAUCAGCCUUGGGCACCACACUAUAACAGGUCAAAAUGAUUUUCAGCAGUGGAAACCAGCAUUUAUUGUUAUUCGCAUGCCUGCUAUUUCUUUAAAAAGAUGACGUUGUUAAUAAGGUGGCUCCAGCAAGCACCUCUUUCAGCGUCAUUUGAGGCUGUAAUUUCAUACACUAUAUUUAUGGACCGAUUUGUCAAAAUUAAAAUUUGUGACUUUUUUUUUUUUUAGUAGAGUUUUUUCUACUUUAAAUAAAUCACAAUUUUAAAAAUUUGAAU
Xenopus tropicalis (tropical clawed frog) is the source of this 4103-nucleotide messenger RNA. It is a transcript of the gene nxpe4.3, whose product is annotated as neurexophilin and PC-esterase domain family member 4 gene 3. Bases 93 to 1883 code for a protein of 596 amino acids. The record is from RefSeq and is a predicted model, not a curated record. The transcript has 7 exons. NCBI's taxonomy places the organism in Eukaryota, Metazoa, Chordata, Amphibia, Anura, Pipidae.